UGACGAAGAAAACUGGAACAGACUGGAACUGUUGCAUUAGUAGACUUGUUUUGAGGUUAGCAUUUUAAGAAACAAAGUAUUUAAAGUUUAAAUGAUCGUAUUCUUUUGUAUUUGACAGGAGAACGGAUUUCAAAGUUUCUAAAAUCAAAUAAUUGUGUAAUUAUGUUGUUAAUCAAUUACACGACAUAAAUCAUAUUGAUAUAAUGAAUAUAAAACCAAAAUUACAAAAGUUUAGAGUAUAAGUUUAGAGUGUAUUAUAUGGACUGCGAUGACCAGAAUACUCUGAAAAUGAGCGAAAGUGAAUCUGUUUAUGGGACUACAUUGUCCCAAGAAUCAAUAAAGGUAAUCGCAGAGAGCAUAGGUGUUGGAAACUUUCCUGACGAAGCUGCCAAAGAUCUUGCUGAAGAUGUAAGCUAUAGACUUAAGGAAAUCAUUCAGGAUGCAGCCAAAUUUAUGAGACAUGGUAAACGUCAACGUAUGACUACUCACGACAUAGAUUGUGCUCUAAAAAUUAAGAAUAUUGAACCAACAUAUGGAUUUUUUGCCAAGGAUCAUGUACCUUUCCGGUUUGCUUCUGGUGGUGGUAGAGAAUUACAUUUCGUGGAAGAAAAAGAAAUUGAUUUGAAUGAAGUUAUAUCAAUGUCAGGUGGGCAAUCAUGGCCAAAAUUGCCAUUAGAGAUUACACUGCGUAGUCAUUGGCUCUGUAUAGAUGGUGUUCAGCCCACAAUACCAGAAAAUCCACCUCCAGUCUCUAAAGACGUACAAAAAUUGGAAAGCGUCGAUCCAACAAGUAAACUCUCAAACAAGAACCAAAAUAUUGGUGUUGGGAAACCAGGAGGUGGAGGCAAGAGUCAGAAAUUACGUAAUGUGGAAACUGUUCACGUUAAACAAUUAGCUACGCACGAAUUGAGCGUCGAGCAACAAUUGUAUUAUAAAGAAAUUACCGAAGCCUGCGUCGGAUCGGAUGAAGCGCGCAGAGCAGAAGCGUUACAAUCUCUUUCCGCUGAUCCUGGUUUACAUGAAAUGCUGGCACGCAUGUGUACCUUUAUUGCUGAAGGAGUUCGUGUGAAUGUUGUACAAAAUCAUCUUGCACUUCUAAUUUAUCUAAUGCGAAUGGUUAAAGCUCUUUUGGACAAUCCGAGCCUUUAUUUAGAGAAAUAUUUACAUGAAUUGAUACCGUCUAUCGCUACUUGCAUAGUAUCGCGGCAAUUAUGUAUGAGACCGGAUGUCGACAAUCACUGGGCACUGCGCGAUUUUGCUUCGCGUCUUAUGGCUCAAAUAUGUAAAAAUUUUAAUACGUCCACGAAUAAUGUACAGACACGUGUGACCAGAAUGUUCGGUCAAGCAUUGGCCAAGAAUAAUCAGACCCCACUAGCAUCACUUUAUGGGGCGAUCGAGGGAUUAUGCGAGUUGGGUCCGGAAGUGAUAAAAGCGUUGGUUAUUCCGAAGAUUAAGUCCAUUUCUGAGCGUAUAGAAUCGUGUAUCGAGGGGUCGGGUUUGUCAAGCGUGGAUAAAAACGGAGCGGGUCACAUUAAAACUCUACUUGUGAAAUCUGUCGCUCCUGUUUUAAAAACUAUACGGUCCCCGCCUGAUUAUGUAGAAGAUUACAAACAAGAUUAUGGUUACAUAGGACCAGCAUUAUGCGCAGCAGUUGUGAAGGCUCGCACCCAACCGACGACGUUGGCAACAACUGCGUCUACAACAACAGCUUUGACAACAAGUCAACAAGGUCCAACUUGUACAGGAAAGACCAUCAUGCAAGCUGUGACGAGUUCUAGUCCUGGUCAACAAACUGGACGUACAAUAAUGCUGGGCACAAGUAGAACCCCUAGUGGUACUACCACAGGAGGUGGACAAAAAUUUGUAAUUUUGCAAUCGCGAUCACAAACACCGACCGCAACUUGUACCAUACAACCACCACAACAACAGCAACAACAACCGUCUCAAACGCAACAGCAAUCACAGCAGCAACAAGUUAUAAUUUCUCAGACAAAUGUCGUUCAACAGAAGGCCCACAUACAGAGUGGUGGUACUAAAUUAGUGGUCGUAUGUAUGUCGAAUAGCAGUCAUACUUCUACAACUACGAUGUCGCAGGGAAAUCUGGCGUCGAAGACACAGAACGUUUUUGUCACGCAACAAGGCAUCGAGUGUUCAUUAGGUCAAGAGGAAGAAAAGAACACUUUUCAAUGACCACAAGUGCAAUGAUUACUGAUAUACGAAUGCGUGAUGCUUUGUAUUUCGUUUAAACGAGUCGGACUAUUAUUUUUCUUACACAUUGUACAGCGAUGGAAUCCUAAGAUUAAUGUAUCUAAUAUACAAGAAAAGAUUAAAUUUUUUUUAUAUAAAAAGGAA
This is a messenger RNA of Megalopta genalis, 2352 nucleotides long. The record is from RefSeq and is a predicted model, not a curated record. Lineage: Eukaryota; Metazoa; Arthropoda; Insecta; Hymenoptera; Halictidae.